UUCAACUGAAAAAAGAAAGAGAAUCCGUUUUAUGAGCCUAUAAAUACUUACCACCCCAAGAUGUAAUAAUUCAUUCAUAUAAACCAUAUAAUACAUACAUCAUCAAAUAUCAUCCAUUAUCAUAAUCUAUCAUUCAAAUCACAAAGAAAAAUGGCAGGUUUAAUUGAAAAGAUAGGAGAGAAACUUCAUAUGGGAGGUGACAAGAAAGAUGAGCAUCAUAAGAAAGAUGAUGGUCAUCAUAGCAAAGAUGGUGAGCAUAAAGAAGGAGGAAUGAUGUCUAAGAUCCUUGGUCAUGGUGAUGAUCAUAAGAAACAUGAUGGUGAUCAUCAUAAAGAUCAUGAUAAACAUGACGGUAAGGAUCAUAAGAAGGAUGAUGGUCAUGGUGAGAAAAAGAAGAAAAAGAAGGAUAAGAAGAAGGAGCAUGGUCAUGACCAUGAUGGUAGCAGCAGCAGCGACAGCGACAGCGACUAGAUCGUUGCAUUGUCAUCGUCAUCCACUCGUCUUUUAAGAUCCUAUGAAGUAUGAGAGAGAAUAAAUGAAAAGAGCUAGUAGAAGCCGCUAUGACAUUGUUAGUAGGAAACUUCCUUUUUUUUUUUUUUUUUAAUUGUGGAUUUUAUCCAUAAAUAUGUGUAAAAGCUCUUUCUUUUUUAAAAGAAAAGGGUUUGUUCUUGUAAUCUUGUCUAUUAUUAUAAUAAUAUAAAUAUAAUCUUAUGUUUGCUUUA
This is a messenger RNA of Chenopodium quinoa (quinoa), 722 nucleotides long. Its product is annotated as dehydrin HIRD11-like. The record is from RefSeq and is a predicted model, not a curated record. NCBI's taxonomy places the organism in Eukaryota, Viridiplantae, Streptophyta, Magnoliopsida, Caryophyllales, Amaranthaceae. The coding region runs from base 151 to 471 and encodes 106 amino acids. The transcript has 2 exons.